Messenger RNA from Rosa chinensis, 3255 nucleotides. RefSeq lists its product as uncharacterized. Lineage: Eukaryota; Viridiplantae; Streptophyta; Magnoliopsida; Rosales; Rosaceae. The transcript is spliced from 5 exons. The coding region runs from base 1 to 3255 and encodes 1084 amino acids. The record is from RefSeq and is a predicted model, not a curated record.
AUGGACAGGGAAUGGAUAUUUUUAGAUAAGCACACUGAUGAAUAUAAUGCUGGAUUGCAUGCAUUCCUCAAUUAUGCCUUAGAGCAUGCUUCUUUUGAAGGUACAAUCAAGUGUCCAUGUAAAAGGUGUCAUAAUGGCUACAAUAGACUGCCUGCUGUUGUUGAGCAGCAUCUUUGGGUGGAUGGCAUGGAUCCAAAAUAUGUUAACAUCCCCUGGACUGAGCAUGGUGAGCAUUUACCAGCUGCAGUUGAUCAUAUUAUGGCAGGGCCUUCAUCAUAUCAACCAGAUUUUAAUUUGUCGGGACCGUCAUCACAUCAACCAGAUUCUGAUGUGCAAGAUAUGUUGCACGAUGCAUUUGGUAUGUACGAAGGUGAAGAUGAUUUACUAGAACCAGCAGAGACUACUGAAGGUCCAUCCUUGCCUAACGGCCCUACCCCUGAUGCACAAAGAUUUUACCAGCUUUUAGAAAAAGCUGACGCUGAAUUAUACCCUGGUGCAGGAAAAAAGAUGUUUGAUUUUUUGAUAAAGCUGUAUCAAAUAAAAGCAUUGAACAGUUGGAGUGAUGUAUCGUUCACACAAUUGCUUGAAUUGUUAAAGGCUUAUUUGCCCCCAGGGGAAACUCUUCCUGCUUCUUUCUAUUUAACAAAAAAGUUCAUCAAAAGUCUCGGGCUGACAUACCAGAAAAUCGAUGCGUGUCCAAACGAUUGCAUGUUAUAUUGGAAGGAAUAUGCUUCAGACACAGUUUGUCAUGUAUGUGGUACAAGUCGGUACAAAGAGAACACCUCCCCUACAAAGAAGGUACCAGCCAAGGUUUUGCGUUACUUUCCAUUACGGCCAAGGCUUCAAAGGUUGUACAUGUCUCGCCACACCUCUGAAUUUAUGGUUUGGCAUUCUGAAAAGAGACCACGAGAUGGGGUUCUACGUCAUCCAGCCGAUUCUCUUGCUUGGGAAGAAUUAGACAAAAUUGACAAUAAUUUUGGCUCUGAUGGUCGAAAUGUUCGUUUGGGCGUAGCCAGUGACGGAUUCAAUCCUUUCGGUAUGAUGAGUUUGUCCCACAGUACUUGGCCUGUUAUCGUUACUGUUUACAAUCUCCCUCCUUGGUUAUGCAUGAAAAAGUCAUACAUGAUGCUAUCGUUGCUCAUUCCAGGCCCUAAAAGUCCAGGGAAUGACAUAGAUGUGUACCUGCAACCUUUGAUAGAUGAAUUGAAAAUUCUAUGGAUAGAAGGGGUUCCUACGUAUGAUGCAUUAAAAAAAGAGGUUUUUCAGAUGAGAGCUGCAUUAUUGUGGACUAUAAAUGACUUCCCAGCAUAUGCCAUGUUGUCUGGAUAUAGCACAAAAGGAUCUAAAGCUUGCCCAACUUGUGGUGAAGAGACUGAUUCUUUUAGGUUGCAUCACGGUAAGAAAGAAAUCUACAUGGGACAUCGAAAGUGGCUGCCAGAUAACCAUAUUUUUCGCACAUGGUAUAAUAACUUCAAUGGAUCAACUGAGCAUCGUAAACCCCCUAAACCAAUGACAGGUUUAGAUUGUUUGAGGGCGUUAAGUACAUUGGAGUUCCAGUUUGGAAAGGGAAAGGAAACAAGCUCUAGUCGUAAAAGGAAACGAGUUCAAAAUAAUGAUAACACAAAAUACACAGGACCGUGGAGGAAGCAAAGUAUUUUUUUUCAACUACCUUAUUGGAAGGACUUAUUAUUGCGUCACAAUAUCGAUGUCAUGCAUGUUGAGAAGAAUGUUACAGAGAGUGUCAUUGGGACUUUGCUUGGAAUUGAUGGAAAAAAUAAAGAUAGCUUAAAGGCACGCCUUGACAUGGUCUUAAUGGGUGUUAAGCAUUCGCUCCAUUCUGAGGCACGUGGUGACCGAACAUGGCUACCCCCGGCGAAAUACACUUUAUCCAAAGACGAGAAGACACUAAUGUGCAAAGUACUUGAGUCGGUUAGGGUGUCUGAUGGAUUUUCAUCAAACAUUCGUAGAUGUGUAAGAGUUGAUGAAAGAAAAUUGGUUGGUCUUAAAAGUCAUGAUUGUCACAUAAUUAUGCAGUAUCUACUUCCAGUGGCCAUCCGUCGUUCACUAAACCCAGACAUAACCAAGGUAUUAUUGGAACUCAGUGCUUUUUUCAGACAAUUAUGUACCAAAGUUGGCACCGUAGACCAUUUUCGUGCUUUGUCAAAUCGGAUUGCUGAAACACUUUGCAAAUUAGAGAUGAUAAUGCCACCAUCUUUUUUUGACGUCAUGGUACACCUUCUAAUACACUUAGCAGACGAGGUAGCAAUUGCAGGACCUGUGCAAUUUCGAUGGAUGUACCCAAUCGAAAGAUACUUACAUGACUUAAAAAAGUAUGUACGCAAUAGGAGUCGGCCUGAGGCAAGCAUCGCCGAGGGUUAUAUAAUUGAAGAAUGUCUAUCAUUUUGCACAAUGUAUCUGUCAGAUGGAGUUGAGUCAAAAAGAACAAGAAUUGGUCGUAAUGCUGAUGACCCUGGGAUUGUUCCUCGUGAAGGAUUACCAUUAUUUGUCGGGAUGGGACGAUCUAUAGAACCAGGACACGAGUUUACACUAACUGACCUUGAGUGGGAACGCGCACAUACACAUGUGUUGAUAAAUUGCCCUCAGAUUAAGCAACAUCUAGACGACCAUGUGGCAAACACACAGCGGACUAAGAAUAGACGCACAACUUUGAUGGAGGCUGAAAGACAAGCAAAUAAUACAUUUUCGAUAUAUUUUCAGGAAUUGAUUGAGAGAAGAGUACAACGAAAAGAAUUUGUUGACCCAGACAUUCGAGCCUUGGCUAUAGGACCAGAUAAAAAGGCAAGGCGAUUCAACAACUAUGCUACUACGGGAGAUCGUAGACCAAGGGAUGGUGUAAAAGACUACUACGGUGUACUAACAGACAUCAUUGAGCUAGAUUAUCACCAUGGUCGGAAAGUCUUAUUAUUCGAUUGUGAUUGGGCAGAUAAUAGAGUUCGCAAUAGAGCCGUCAAAAUGGAUGAGUAUGGCUUCAUUUUGGUAAAUUUUGAUCAUCUACUUCCUAAACCGGACACUCUCAUUCUUGCAUCACAAUCAGUGCAAUUUUUCUAUGUUCAAGACCCAACUGAACCGAAUUGGCACACAGUGAUCCGAACCCGACCCAGAGAUUUAUUUGAUAUGGGCACAGACAUAGAACCGGAGCCUUAUGAUGCCCAAAAUUUGAUUGUAGGGAUUAACGAUGACGGAAUAGCAAGAACAGACAUGGACGGUGUUCUAGUGAAUGAUGUCAUAGAAUGA